AUGAGAGAAGACAGUCGGACUUCUGAUGUUUCCCAUAUUGGUGUAGAUUCACGACCUGGUGCUGUGCCCGGCUCAAGGCGUCUUCAUUUACCCGCUACUGGACGUCUUGCGUCAUAUCGAGCUAGCGUUCCGGCUUCUACGCAUACUAAUGCCCACGCGGGUAUUUCAAAACAGGUCAAUGCUCCAGUUUCAGGUGUCGAAUCGACUGGAGUUUCAUCACCUUCCACGUUUGACGGUUCCAUAGAGAGGUGUGUGGGUCCAACAAUGCUUCAGCAGUCGAUUGAGAGAUUGCCUAAGGAAUCGGUGUUAUCUUUGGUCUCAGCAGCUGUUCAAACAUCGAUGGAGGCUUCAGAAGUUGAAUCCCCUGGGCAGAUUGAACAAUCAGAUUCACGUUUUGCGGAAGUCGAAGCCGAAGUGCUUAGGUUGAAGAAGGAGAGAGAAAAAGCUGCUCAGCAAGUUGAAUCUCUCACAGCAAGAUUGAGGGAGUUGGAAGCGGUCUGCGAACGGUUAAUGGAAGAGAAUAAUGCCUUGAAAGCCGCAUUUUCCGCUGGAAUGGUAAAAACCCAUGAAGCUGCUACCCGUUCGUCGCCAGGCAAUAGGCAACUAACUCCACCAGUUGACCUCAAAAAAGGCGCCACAUCUUCAGCCAUUACUGCCACCGAAGGUGAAGGAGAAAGAGCUGCAGAGGAGUUUAAUGUCGACGUCACCUCCGAGGUCUCAGAAGACAAUUCCGAUCUGUCUGAGGACGAGGAAGAUGGUGAAGGCUACACAAAUGGCAACCUUCACGGUCAACCCAAAUCACAAUCUGCCAUCAAAGGGAGCAAACGAACGAAUGGCUCCUCCAGUAACUAUGCCGUCGGGAGUCAGUGCCUUGACUCUGGAAUGCUUCUUCGACAAGGAAUCUCACUUUGGGGUAGGUCGACAUCACCUGCUGAUGCGACAACCGUCGAAGUGACAGCCACAACGUCGGCAAACUCAGGACAACCUGUCACUGCUCCACAACCUCAAUCCUCUACGGUGAAGCAAGUUGGGCCUGGAGCAGUGAGAUCGUAUGUGAAUUUACAGAAUGCGAAACCAUCGUCGGCACGGACUCCAAUCGGGAAAACUCAACCAUCCUCCUCAUCUCCUGGCGGUGGUCUACGUGAAGUCGAAGUGCCGGACGACUACACCGCGCCAAAUGGGACAGGAACUCCAAGCCCUGCGCCCCCAGUUGUUUUCUCAGCACAAACAGAUCGAAACAGUGGUGGUGCAGGCGUGCUGCGUACUUCUCCCGCUACCUCGACGGCAUCAGCAGUAGCUCCCCAACAACUUGGUGCAAAGCGGGUCUCUUCUGGCGGGGGACCUGAUUCCUCCUCCGCUCAGGUGGAUUAUUCUGUCCCUCCUCAUCCUUCACCAUCCACCAGUGUUUUGAAGAAAACUUCUCCAGUUCAUCCGGUAUCAUCUUCUGGAGGUGGAUCUGUGGUUUGGAAGCAUCCACCGUAUGAGAGAAUUGUUCGCGGAGUGGAGUGCAUUAUUGUUAGGAUUCGAGCGCUUCUGGAUGCUGCUAAUUCAAGGCGCCUUCAUGAGCAGGUUCGUUCAUCUCAACUCAUUCAAGCGGCAAUACAAGACCUAGUGGUCCUCUUCCCUCCAAUCAGCAAAUGUCAUCCCACAGUGGGAUCAGCGCUCACCUCUCUCAUGUCUAACUCCCAGAAACUGCGCCUUCACUGUGAAGCGAACGCCGAGCAAAGCGCUUCCUCCGUGAGCCCGAGGAGCGGUAAUAACAGCAGUAACCAAUUGAUUACAUUCGCUCAUGAAAUUGCCAGCGCUGCUAAGACUAUUCUCAAUUUCUUCCAAGCUGAACGACACUAA
Rodentolepis nana is the source of this 1848-nucleotide messenger RNA. Lineage: Eukaryota; Metazoa; Platyhelminthes; Cestoda; Cyclophyllidea; Hymenolepididae. The record is from the annotation of a GenBank genome assembly.